GUUCGCGCACACACACACAAACACAAUAUUCAGAAUACUUGGGUUUUAGCAAAAUAGAUAGGUGACAUUUAUAUAUAUAUAAAUAUAUUCUCUAUGAUCUGAUUACUCUCUCUGGUUUGGGUAAUUCCUUCACUGAUUUUCUUCUAACAACUACUGUGACUCUCUCAUUGUACAAUCUAACAACGAAAAAAAAGUUAGGCAGUAUUGAAAGAUCCACUUACCCAACAUGUCUAAUUUCCUCAACUAGUUUUUUUUAUUUUUGUUUGAUAAAUUUUCUGGGUAAGUGAGAGAAAGGAAAAGUGAGAAAGAGAGAGAAAGGCAUGAAGAGGUCUCCUUCUUCUUCUUGUUCUUCAUCCUCUUCAUCCUCAUGCGUGGAGCCUGAAAUUGUUCAGGUCCAAUCCGAGAAACCGAAGAAGGUUAAACGUGCCAGGAAAGAGAAUAUCGGUCGAGAAAAUGUCAAAGCUCAAACAUCUGCCUCUGGAAGGAGAAGCUCUAUAUACAGAGGAGUCACCAGACAUAGAUGGACUGGUAGAUUUGAAGCUCAUUUGUGGGAUAAGAGUUCUUGGAACAAUGUUCAGAACAAGAAAGGAAGGCAAGUUUAUUUGGGGGCCUAUGAUAGUGAGGAGGCAGCUGCUCGCACUUACGAUUUGGCGGCACUUAAGUAUUGGGGUGCUACAACAACCUUGAAUUUUCCGACAGAUUCAUAUACAAAAGAAAUGGAAGAAAUGGAAAAAGUCAGUAAGGAAGAGUACUUGGCCUCUUUGCGGCGCAGGAGUAGCGGAUUUUCUAGAGGAGUUUCUAAAUAUCGAGGGGUCGCUAGGCAUCACCAUAAUGGAAGGUGGGAGGCUCGAAUUGGACGUGUUUUUGGGAACAAAUAUCUGUACUUGGGAACUUAUAAGACGCAAGAAGAAGCUGCGGCAGCAUAUGACAUGGCGGCGAUAGAAUACAGAGGAGCAAACGCUGUUACCAAUUUUGAUAUCAGUAACUACAUCGACCGAAUCAAGAGCAAGGCCGGUGAACCAAUCCUUAUUCCCGGCGUUGAAGCCGAAGCUGAACCAGAAGCUGAAUUUCAACCCCAUUCACCACCGCAAAUGAAUGAGGUCUCCUCCGGGGAGAAUCUUCAGUGUUCUCAGCUUCUUCAUUGCAUGGACUCUUCAACAAUGGCGGCCGUCAUGAUCGACACUCCAGACGACCACGAGCUCAUCCCUUGGAGCUUCCUUGACGCCGGAUAUGUUCAUCAUCCGGUACCGGAUCUGCCGAUCGAGAAGCCAGAGGAGUUACUGGACUUGUUCGAAAACAGUGGAUUUGAAGAUAACAUUCAUAUGAUUUUUGAAUCUGGAUCGGUCGAUUCCAGUGAAGACGAUUUCUCAGCCGUCUUUAAUAAAUUGGAUAAUAAUCAAAUCACCGGGAAGGGCGGAUCGGGAAACGUUGAGGACGAGAGUAACAGUGGCCGGAGAGAUCAGCUUGAGCUGUUUUCUUCUUCCUCCUCCUCAUCAUCCUUACCUUCCUUUUCUCCGUCAUCGUCGUUGACGGAAACUCCAGUGUCUUGUAUGUAAUUUCAGGUUUUGGUACUGCUGUUUGGAUGUUUUUCCUGGAUGUUUGGGAAAAUGUUCAAUUUUCUUUCUUCUUCCUUAAAAAAUUACAUUUUUCUUUGUUUGGCUUGGGGGAAAAUUGUUCGUUUAGUUAGUUUAUUCAUAGAAAAAAAAAAUGAAAAGAAAAAUAGAAAGAGGACAUGUUGUUGGGAAUCUAGAUGAAAGAGGUAAGUUAAAAUUUUCUUACUUUAAUAUAUAGUGUGUUUAUCGGUUUAAGUUAAA
Cannabis sativa is the source of this 1814-nucleotide messenger RNA. RefSeq names its product ethylene-responsive transcription factor WRI1. Bases 321 to 1556 code for a protein of 411 amino acids. Gene Ontology annotation, biological process: regulation of DNA-templated transcription. The record is from RefSeq and is a predicted model, not a curated record. Lineage: Eukaryota; Viridiplantae; Streptophyta; Magnoliopsida; Rosales; Cannabaceae. The transcript is spliced from 7 exons. Gene Ontology annotation, molecular function: DNA-binding transcription factor activity; DNA binding.